CAGAAGAAACCGCACAGAUUUUGAAGGAAAAGCCCAUUCAAGCGAUUUUCUCAUCUCCGUUCUACCGGUGUCUUCAAACUGCCAAACCCACAGCUAAUGCCCUUGGAAUGAACAUCAAUGUUGAAUAUGGUAUUGGGUAAGUAACAGAAAUUUGGAAUGGUGGGAAUCAAAUGUAUCAAAUGAGGAAAUUUCUAAAUCCACAAUGUCGCAUAGUGAAUGGUAUGGCACUACCCGCUCCUUCUACCCGCUGCCAGCGUCUAUGGAUCGCCUGAAGGAGUUGUAUCCAGAAAUCGAUACUUCAUAUGUGCCUGUAUUGGCAGCUCCUACUGGAAUGGAAACUAUGAGGCAAGUGCACGAGCGUGUCCAAGCAGCAAUGGACAAACUGGUAGAGCAAUGCGACGCCAAGUACGAGCAAGUAGUUCUUUUUGGGCACGCAGCUAGCGUUAUUUGCGCCGUACGUGCCCUCCUUGAAGAUUGGAGCUUCUACGUCAACGCCGGCACAUGCAGCAUCUCAAAAUUAGAAAGAGAGGAGAAUGGAAAAUGGAAGUUGGUUCUCAAUGGCUCGACGGAUCAUCUGUCACAAGGCAAUCUUCGAAGUUGGAUGUUUGAAGGAGAUGUCCCAAGUUACGAGGUCCACCAAUGAAUGACCUCAUGUGUUCAGAUUCAUACGGUGUUACUUUGUCCUCCGACCCUUUAAAUAAUUUUGUGCUAGCUUGUCCUUUUCGGUUUGAAACCUCUUUAAAUUAGACAAUUUCUCCAUUUCAAUAAUGAAGUAUGUGGCCGUCUGUAAGGCCCUGUAUGAUUAUGACGCUCAAGCAGCCGAAGA
Molecule: messenger RNA, 826 nt
Organism: Umbelopsis ramanniana AG
Lineage: Eukaryota; Fungi; Mucoromycota; Umbelopsidomycetes; Umbelopsidales; Umbelopsidaceae
Exons: 1
Coding region: 203-643 (146 amino acids)
Source: RefSeq, a predicted model, not a curated record